UCUGCCCAAGUAUAAGUGCGAGCUAAAUGAAAAAGAUCUAAAGCGCUGGGAGCAGGUACAUGUACAUCUGCAGUUUGUGGCAAUGGAUCAGUUCUCUCACGAUUUGACGUUAGCCCUGGAGGAGACGUCGCUCAUGGACAGGGCAUGUGGCGUUGGAAGGUGGGGCUCGCGUCGUAGAACUCGAUCGACGGGUAAUUUGCCUUGUGCACCCCAGCCAACGGAGGACUCAUCCAGCAGUCCAACUGACAAUCUCACUGCACACGGGCAUGUAUUGCCACACGCAACAGCAAAUAUAGAUGGCUUGGAUAAUGUCAAGAUGCCGGCAAGCGACUCUGACGAAAAAGCAGAGGGCAUGUUGCCCUUACGAUUGCCUUAUAGCACCCUGAACGCUGCAGUUCGCAUGAGCGCUCUCGAGUCGGACUCUCUUAACGAGACUAAUUUUAGUCCCGCUCGGUUUUACAAGCCAAGUUCGCGUCGCAAGCGAAAAAUCAAACGCAUGUCCAUGGAAUUCGAGUUCAACAAAGACAGUAAUUUUGUUGUUCCGCCGCACGGUUUUAUAGAUUCACCGCUACAGCCAGGAAUGCUGGGCGCUGGGAUCAGCACGACAGGAACUGGAAUAAUUUCGGUCACAGGUACUGUUCGAAAACGCGUGUUAAAACCUGAGUCUGGGAAUCGUUCAAAUUUAUUUUUCUGCGGCAAACGUAAGCGAUCCAAUCGUGACCGCUAUCAUGACCAUGAGCACACAACGUCAACCAAAUUGCAUUCGUCCAGUAUGCCGCGUUACUCUUAUAUGGAUGAGCACCAUCGCAUGCGGCCCCGCAGCUAUUCGUCCACUUCAAAACCACAUAGCGAGCGAUUACUGCCACUUAACAAAGGCCUUCUCUCAAAAAUAAAUCGCAUCGCACAACAACAAAAGACUGACCAAUCGCCUUCCAAUGUCAAAGAGCUGCCAAACCCAAAUGCAAUUAACACGGAUGAAGGUAACGAGGGUGUUGAUGAUAUUGCUGCUCCCAGUUCGGUCGGCGUGAAUGUAUCCGUGGUCAGUGCAUUAAGCUCUGAGACAAUUGUGCCUGUCAGCCAGUCAGAGAUUGACGCGCUGCUUAACAUGCCCGCCAAAAUACAACAGCAGCAACAGUUGCCUGUGGAAGCAGAUUAUCAUGCACACAGAAAAAAAGGCCACGGUAGUGCCUCGAAGGCAAACCGCAGGCGCCGCUUUUGUCAAUCACAAUAUAGUUCAGUGGGACUUCAGUCACUUCACUCGCAAUCUAUGGAUUGCAGUGAGCUGUACGACUUCCUUAGCUCCAGCUCACUCAGCUCGUCAUCAGAGAGUGAAGAUAGCCAUCAACGACACGACACUGACCGCGAAGGCGACGAUGAGUUGACAGACUGGCCUGGCAAUGAGUUCGGUCCUGGCGGCAAAUACGAUCCCAAGCGUAAGCUUACGAAGAAAUCACUGUUGCCGCAGAUACGCUCCGAUGAUACAAUAGGUGAGGACGAUACGUUGAUGUCUGGCACGGAGACUUCAAUGGCAUCGGCCGCGGCCGCGCUAAGUUCGCCUGUCAGUGUAGAUGUGGGUGCUUCACAAUCGCCUGUUUGCGAACCACAUUCGGACAUGUCACGCUUUCACCCAGCCAUCUCCGAACCCAUUGAAAUAUGCGGGGGUGCCAAUCGCAAUAAGCUCUCGAUGGACUACAUCAGCAGUGUUAGCGACCUAGUCGACUUGAAAGUUUGCUUUGAUAUGAAGAAUGAUAUUGACAGCAUUCCACCGCUGAAACAACUCGAAAGCGAAAUGUCUGGUGAAACGUCUAAUCCAUUCCUAUCGUCGUCGCCUGGGCAGGCCUCGGAAGUGCGCGAAAUAAGGGCGGGCUGUCGGCGGAUAAAUGGCGAUCGGCCGGGAUUUAGCAUCAAACUUAGUGUCAAUGAGCGUCUCGCUCGCUUUCUACAGGAUCCACGUCAGACCCAAAUUCGGCUGCCAGAUAUAGAAAUUUAUCAGCGUGACAGCCUCUUCAACUUGGCAACACUUUAUUCGCUGACGAUGGUCGUGGAACAUGGCUGCACGGUGCUGACUAAAACGAGGAACACAACUCAGUCUGUCAAUAUUGAUCAGCAUCGUGGCUUGCAGAGGCGUCAGGAUCUCUUCAGCGAUUUCAAAAGGCGCUGCUAUGGGGACACCGAAGGUACCAGUCUUCUUCAACCCAAAUGAAAUUUGUAUUUUGACAUGUUGAAAUGCCCUGGGGAACCCCUUUUGUACCUAAUCACUAAUACGACAAACAAUGCAGGUAAUUUGCAGAGCUGAAUUCAUUCCAACGCCACUCAAGAUGGUAUUAUCCACAUAUUGUCGGUAUCGAAAGAAAAGAAGUAACUUUACCUGUACUUAUAGCUUCAAAACUGAUUUGUUUUAAUCGAAUUUUAAGUGAUAGUUCGCGAGUUCGAGUGUGAAUAUUUGUUGUAAAGCCAGGAAGUGUUUCAAAAUAAAUAAUAUUAAGCAAUAUUAGUUAUGCAAUCAUCAAGGUAUUAGUAAAGGUUAAUUACGUAAAGGGUAUUAACCUAAAACUUACGAGACAUUUUAGGGCAUUCAUAUGGAUUCCCAUGUGUAGACAAGUGGAUAGAAUUUUGUCAUAAAAGUCUAGUGCAGAAAACUUUAUCUUUAAAUGCUUUGUUAUUGCUUUCGAAGCCUAUGUGUUCCAUACACUGAGCAUACAGGUAUAUAACAUUUUUUGGAAAGUUAGACCGAUCCGCUAAUUAAGGAAAUUGCACUCGUGAAAAUGUUUCAAUUCUAAUAAACCAACUGGCUGCGAUAAGCUGAUACCAUAGAAAUGUUUUAAAGUGUUCUUUUUUUUUAUCCAUUUCAAAAUUUUAUCAGAAAAUGAAGACGUAGCCUAUAUAAAUAAAUGAAAAUAAUGGCCAAUAGUACCAAACACAUUUGGAUUUAAACUAUGAAGUUAAAUAAGCAAUAUUUAAAUAUAUCCUUCACUUCUUCCCAUGUAUCUAAACAUAGAUAUAGACGUUUUUCCAUAUACUUUACAAACACCAAAAUUAUUCUUAGCUGAUAG
Molecule: messenger RNA, 3053 nt
Organism: Scaptodrosophila lebanonensis
Lineage: Eukaryota; Metazoa; Arthropoda; Insecta; Diptera; Drosophilidae
Exons: 4
Coding region: 83-2203 (706 amino acids)
Molecular function (GO): nucleic acid binding
Source: RefSeq, a predicted model, not a curated record